AUGGCCAACGUCCCCAAAAUCACCACGACGGCCGCCACGCCACCAACAGGCUCGCCGAGCCGCCUAGAGGAUGACCCGUUGGGCCGAAUGAGCGAGGAGGUCGGCCUCGCGACCAUGAUGGAGGAGCUGCCUCCGCCUCCCACUGUCCACGCAUUCGCACAGCAGGGCGACAUUGCAGGUCUCGAGGCUCUCCUCGCGGAAGAACCGCACACAGACUUUAGCGAGCGCGACGGGCAAGAUGUCACACCGCUGCACUGGGCAUCCAUUAACGCGCACGUCGGGGUGUGUCGCUGGCUCCUGGAGCAUGGAGCGGACGUCGACGCUGUUGGUGGUGAGCUUAAGGCCACGCCACUACAAUGGGCUGCACGGAACGGACAUCUCUACGUGAUGCACCUCCUCAUGAGCCAUGGCGCCGAUCCGAACAUCCGCGACGGACAAGGCUUCAACACCCUCCACCUCGUGACCCACAGCAGCGCCGUCAUGCCACUGCUCUACAUGCUCCAACAGCCCGUGGCAGUGGACGAGGCCGACAGCGACGGGCACACAUCGCUCAUGUGGGCCUCCUACCAGGGCGACGGGCUCAGCGUCGAGCUGCUUCUCGGUCACGGCGCGAGUGUGACGACACGAGACCACGCGGGCCUCUCCCCUCUCCACUGGGCCGUCGUCAAGGGCUCGGUCGUGUGCAUCAAGCACCUCCUCCAGGCGGGCGCAGACUUCAACGCGCGCGAGGAGCAGGGCAAGACGCCGCGCGACAUGGCCGAGGAGCUCAAGGCGACCGCGCCGCUCAACCGCGCCCUCCAGGAAGCAAACUUUAACGAGUACGGGCAACGCGUGCAGGCGCGCUUCUCCGCGCGCUUGACAACCGGGAUUAUCUUCGCUUUCCCGCUCCUGGUACUCUCCCUGUCGUUCACUGCGUUCGGCUCGCUGGAGUGGUACUUCUCAUGGCCUCUCUUCGUCGUCCUCUUUGGAGGCAUGCAGAUUACCACAGUCAAGGUGCUCCUCGCGGACAAGCCGAUGUCGGACCGCGUCCUCACCUCACCCUACUUUGCGGCCAUUAUCACGGCGUCGUUCGUGGUUGUGGGAUAUGCGUGGCUCACGCGGCUCGUCUUUGGCGCGCCCGGCCACCUCUUGAGCCAGGCACUGUUCAUCGCCGGCUUCUCGGCGUGUGUGUUCACGUUUGUCAAGGCCAUCUGCACCGACCCAGGAUACGUGCCGCGCGCCGACGCCGAGGAGAUGAAGGAACAGAUCGACGAGCUCACCGACCAAGGGAGGCUCAACGGCACGAAUUGGUGCAUCUUCUGCAUGGUGCGCAAACCGCUGCGCUCCAAACACUGCCGACAGUGCAACCGAUGUGUGGGAAGGUUUGACCACCAUUGCCCGUGGAUAUGGAACUGUGUCGGUUUCAACAACCACCGCUACUUCCUACUCUUCGUACUGACCCUUGUCAUCGGCGUCAUCUUCUUCGUCAGGUUGGCUUACUUCUACAUAAUCGAGAGCACUCCACCAGCGACACCAAGCCAGGGGCUUACACUCUGCAACAUCUCCGAGACCGUGUGCCGCGGUGCAGCACACGACGGCUUCCUGCUCGCGACUGCCGCUUGGGCAACCUUGCAAUUGAGUUGGACGUUCAUCCUUGGCUGCUCGCAGCUGUGGCAGGUCGCGAGACAGAUGACGACAUACGAGGUCUCCAACCUCGGCCGCUACGGAUACAUGGGCGGACGCGGUGGCACCUCGCUACGAGACCAGAGUGGGGCAGUGCGCGGCUCGACAGUCUUCGUGCCGAUGCCCGACACCGAGAGCGACUUCAGCCACCUCCCGCCCCCACCCAGCGCUAGCCCAGCGCACCAUCACCAGCACCACCGAUGCGGUGCGCUUGGCCGAAUCUGCUCGGCCCUUGGCGCUGCGAUAACCGGCCCCGUCUUCCGCCUUGUCGGCCUGGAUCAGUUCACUCAGGGUAGAGCAGUGAGCGGGAUGGCUCGUGCCGGGCGCGACCAGAACCCGUUCGAUCUCGGUGUCACCAAGAACUGCUCCGACUUCUGGUGUGGCGCAAAGGGUGUCGACUACCUCCACUUGUACGAAGUGCCGCCCGAGGGCUGGGUCGCGUACCGCCGCAAGCUGGCAGCGGGUGGCAAGGGGUAUGUGCCGGUCGCGCGCGAAGAAGUGUAG
Cutaneotrichosporon cavernicola is the source of this 2166-nucleotide messenger RNA. RefSeq lists its product as uncharacterized. Gene Ontology annotation, biological process: protein palmitoylation. Bases 1 to 2166 code for a protein of 721 amino acids. Gene Ontology annotation, molecular function: protein binding; palmitoyltransferase activity. Gene Ontology annotation, cellular component: Golgi membrane. NCBI's taxonomy places the organism in Eukaryota, Fungi, Basidiomycota, Tremellomycetes, Trichosporonales, Trichosporonaceae. The record is from RefSeq and is a predicted model, not a curated record. The transcript has 7 exons.